AGUAGGACGCGGGCAGAGCAAACUCAGUCGAGAGGAGUGUCUUCGCUGCUGCAACAUCGUGAUUUGUGUGUGGUUUGUAUCGCGAUGUCUGUGGGCUGGAAAUGUCUUGGGCUGUUGGUGGUGAUGCAGGGAGCUGCCACUGUUGCUGUUGAACACACCUACGAGGUGGCAUAUUUCUGCCAAAGUGAAAAUCGAAAAGGAUCCCGCAAUGAAGUGUUUGACGACGAUGAAAUGUUUCACAUCGACCCCGAUCGGAAGGUGGACGAGCCCCGUCUCCCCGAGUUUGAGAAGUGGGCCUGGAACGACUCGAGCUUGAUUCAGGGUGCACUGGCUAACCUGGGCAUUUGUGAAAACCACCUGAAGGGUGUUAUGAAAGCUAUUCCUGAUGAACCUGCUGUGAAGGUCCCCCCGAAGCCAGCUGUGUUCCCCGAGGAGCCCGUGGAGCUCGGCUGGCCCAACACGCUGAUCUGCGCGCUCAACGACUUCACGCCGCCCACCGCCCAGCUCAGGUGGCUGAAGAACGGGCAGCCUGUGACCAGUGACGUCAGCUCCACGGACUACAUCCCCCUGAGCAGCAACAAAUUCGCCAUGUUCUCGUACCUGAGCUUCACCCCGCAGGAGGGGGACAUCUACACCUGCCACGUGGAGCACACAGCCCUGAGCGAGCCAGUCUCUGUCUUCUGGGACGCUGAGGUGCCAACAGACUCGGAUGCUUCAGAGACGGCAUUCUGUGCGAUAGGGCUGGCCCUGGGCAUUCUCGGUGUUGUCCUGGGGACAGUGUUCUUGAUCAAGGCAAUAAAAUUUCACAGCUGACACGAUUAAUGGUCAUCAGGUAUGAUCGUGGAUUUUUCCAUUGUUGUAAGUGACGUUAAGAAUUGGUGUAAUUGCUGUUUGCUGAGUAAAACCUUUAUUUUUAUUUUUCCAGUCCUGGGCCUCUGUGAAAAAGCAGAUCUUCUUUAAAUCCUAUGAUUUUAAUUUUGAAGGGCUUAGAGCAAUACAUGAUUUUGUUUUAUUUUUGCUUGUUCAUUUUAGAAAAUACGUUUUGCUUAUAAAAUACUAACCUGACAUUUGAUUUCAUGAUGUGAAAGCAAUAAAGCAGUUUUAUUAUCUCCAUUUGAAGAAGUUUUAUUAUCUCCAUUUGAAGAAAACAAGACUUUUUAAAAUGGUUCCAAAAUGUUUUAUACCAAAUCAAUAUGCAGAUUACAGGCUACUGGCAUGAUGAAUUGUGUUUUUUCAAUUGUCUUAAUUUAACAAUAAAGUUUUCCAAGCAUUUUCUUUAA
This is a messenger RNA of Lepisosteus oculatus (spotted gar), 1280 nucleotides long. NCBI's taxonomy places the organism in Eukaryota, Metazoa, Chordata, Actinopteri, Semionotiformes, Lepisosteidae. The record is from RefSeq and is a predicted model, not a curated record.